Molecule: messenger RNA, 924 nt
Organism: Trypanosoma cruzi
Lineage: Eukaryota; Euglenozoa; Kinetoplastea; Trypanosomatida; Trypanosomatidae
Exons: 1
Coding region: 1-924 (307 amino acids)
Biological process (GO): nucleosome assembly
Cellular component (GO): chromatin; nucleus
Molecular function (GO): chromatin binding; histone binding
Source: RefSeq, a predicted model, not a curated record
AUGGCGGCUGUUGGGACGAAGGAUGCUCUGGCUCGUGAGAUACAGACACAGAUUGAUCUGCUGCAGGCGGAGUUGCACAAGCACGUCAAGGACGUUGUCGUUGCGGGUAAUUUAAAGAGGAAUGCCCACUACACGGCUCGUCACGAGAUAAUUACAAAAGCGAUUGAGAGCGGUGAGCUUCCGCGCACCUUCUGGGCAGAUGCCAUCAUUGCAGCUCUUGAAACGCCUGAAGUGGCGGAGGGCAACGAAGGCCGCCUUCUUGGCAACUACGAUGCCGCGUUGCUGCGGGAGUAUCUGCAGGAGGUGAAGGUGGAGUACACAGAGGCGGGUGUGAAGGUCAUGCUCACGUUCGCGCCUAAUCCCUUCUUUGAGGAGACCGUGUUGUGGGGGGAGGAGCGGCACUACGCGGGCGAUGAAGAAGAAGAAGAGGGAAAAGGAAAAGACAGUGAUAAUGAGACUAAAAACAAGAAAAAUGACAAGGACGAAGAUGAUGAUGGUGAUAAUGAUGCGGAUGACGUUUGCCGCUUCUCCGGCAUCACGUGGAAGCCGGGCCACGGCCCUGAGGACGACGGCAACGACCACCACAGCAGCGGCGGCGGCAACGCGGGCAUGGACAAGGGUAGCAAUGGAACGAGCAGGAAACGCGGGCGGUCGCCAGCUACAACGCAGGGGUGGAGUUUUCUUGACGUUUUCAGCAAGAUGCUGCCGCACCCGGAAGAGGACGAAGCCUUUGACGAGGCGGAUGACGACGAGCUUGCCGACGCCGUGGAGAACUGGGAGUCCGAGAUGGAGGACCGUCGGGAUUUACUCUUGACGUUAGUUGAGGACGUUUGGCUUGACCCCAUCGCCGCACUCAUGAGAAAGCGGGCGGAGGAGCGGGAUGGCAGCAGUGGGCCGAGGUUAAAAAGGAUGAAGACGGAGUAA